This is a messenger RNA of Syngnathus acus (greater pipefish), 1840 nucleotides long. RefSeq names its product plasma serine protease inhibitor-like. Gene Ontology annotation, biological process: negative regulation of endopeptidase activity. Bases 224 to 1393 code for a protein of 389 amino acids. The record is from RefSeq and is a predicted model, not a curated record. The transcript is spliced from 6 exons. Lineage: Eukaryota; Metazoa; Chordata; Actinopteri; Syngnathiformes; Syngnathidae. Gene Ontology annotation, molecular function: serine-type endopeptidase inhibitor activity.
AAUACACUGUCCGUCUUACAAUUGAGAGGUUCCGCCCGGCGCUUAUUUUGAAGGGCCCGCAGGAAGACACGAUUAUUUCUGGUGAGCGCUCACUUGACAAUGAUACGCAGUUUUUGACGGACAAACAACCGGACGGACAACCAACUGGACAGCUUCACAGUGGGCGUGGGCCGUUUAUCGCUACAAGAUCAAGAAGCAGAAGAACCUUCUCUAAGGCAGCACGAUGUCGUCCGUUCCUCUGACCGCAUUGGCGGUUCUUGUCCUGGCGGUUCCGCUCAACUGUCAAGCCGCCACCGACGGAGCGGUUCGGGACGUGAUGGACAGGAGCUUUGUCUUCUCAACGCGUUUGUACCGGGCGCUGGCGAGCCGCACCGACGACAACGUUUUGGUGUCGACGUUGUCGGUGUGGCGCGGCCUGGCGGCGCUGCUCGGCGGUACCGGCGGUACAACGCAAGAGCAGCUGCUGGCGGCGCUCGGACUCACCGGAUUGGACCCUCAAAACAUUCCAGAUGCGCUGUCGACGUUGACGAGCGGCCUCUACCUGAAGCAGGGCGUGGCCGUGUUCGCCGACCCCAGCGCGCAGGCGUCCCCGUCGUUCACCGACUUUCUGCAAAGCAACUACAGCGGCGACGUGAAGAGCGUGGCCUUUGACCCGCCGCGGGACGCUGCCGACGCCAUCAACGUGUGGGUCCGCCAGCAGAUCGGUGAUGAGGUUCAGGACGCAGUUGCCGAUGUGGACCCCCAGGCAAAGUUGCUCCUCGCCACCGCCGCCUCCUACCAAGCCCAAUUCAGCCAAGCGUUCAACGCCAGCGUGACUCAGGUGGAACGCUUCUACGUGGACAACUACCACGUGGUGACGGUCCCCAUGAUGUUCCGGGCCGACAAGUACUACCUGGCGUACGACCGCUCGCUCAAAGCCGGCGUGCUCAAGCUGCCCAUGACGGACGGGGCGGCCGCCUUGGUGGUGCUGCCCGACCAAGACGUGGACAUCGGCUCGGUGGAGGAGGCGGUCACCGAGGAGAAGAUCCGGGCCUGGAUCCGCCAGCUGAAGAAGACGAAGCUGGAGGUGCAGUUGCCACGCUUCUUCUUGGAUCGAUCCUACUCUCUGAAGGACGUCCUGGGCUCUCUGGACAUGGUCCAAGUCUUCCAGGAUGACGCCGACCUCAGCAAGCUGGGGGCCGCUCCAGGCCUCAAAUUGUCACAGGUUCUUCACAAAGCCGUCGCCGCGAUAGAUGAGAGCAGCCAAGGAGCCGCCUUAGGAGGCGGAGCCAGCGUCUUCUCCACUCCUCCCCCUCGACUGACCAUCAACCGACCGUUCCUCUUUUUGGUCUACCAUCAGAGCAGCGGCGGCCUGCUCCUGAUGGGGCGAGUGCGCGACCCCACCAAGAAAUAAGUCUGUCUUCCGGGUCGUCCGCAAAGGUUGAAUGGAGGCAACUGGACUCCCAAGUUAACGUAGCGACGACGUCUUUCGAAGACAACGUCGCACGUCAUGGGCGAGACCCCAGCGCUUGCCACGACAUGAACGCAGGAGAGACCCUGGCCCUAAAAACGUGGGGGGGGGGCGGCAGGUGGUGGAUGCGGUGAAAAGAGCAAAGAGGGAAACUCGGCGCCUUCAAAUUUCAAAGAGGCCGAAAUGUCAACAAACGACAAGUUGCCUCCGUUCAAGCUUUGCGACUCGACAUCCUUUGCGCCGCUCUGUUAUUUAGCCAGUGCAGUAGCCAACGUGUCCAGAGGGGCGGCGCUGUCUGCAUGCUUUGCACCCUUUCACACUAUGCCCGAUUGUUUCAUGUUGUCAUUCCAAAUACAUACUAUUCAUUUGUAUUUAACAACUCCUGUGUUC